Molecule: messenger RNA, 2110 nt
Organism: Calliphora vicina (urban bluebottle blowfly)
Lineage: Eukaryota; Metazoa; Arthropoda; Insecta; Diptera; Calliphoridae
Gene: beta4GalNAcTB
Product: beta1,4-N-acetylgalactosaminyltransferase B
Exons: 1
Coding region: 230-1198 (322 amino acids)
Biological process (GO): carbohydrate metabolic process; glycosphingolipid biosynthetic process
Cellular component (GO): Golgi apparatus
Molecular function (GO): N-acetyl-beta-glucosaminyl-derivative 4-beta-N-acetylgalactosaminyltransferase activity; galactosyltransferase activity
Source: RefSeq, a predicted model, not a curated record
UUCCUAUAGUUCAUGCACUUCUUGUACCGUGUCUGCUAAAGGACAUAUUUAACACGAACAACAAAAAAAAAUGUACAAAAAAGUAUAUAAUCUAUUUUGAACAAAAAUGCAUAAUUAAGUACAUGUAAAUUAAGUGAAACAUCAAAAGAAACAAACGAAAAAUCCAUACUAUUAGAAACAAAAAAAUUAGCAGACUCCAAAUACACACAAAUAUACUAAUUAAAAAAAGAUGAACAUCAAACUAUUCCAAAGAAAAUAUCAUCCAGCUGAAGUUGUGGCCAAAAUAACCUGCACAAUAUUACUAAUCUAUGCUGUGUUACCGCAUCGAUUUGCCUCGCAUUACGAGUACCUGGAUGUGGAGGAAAUACCGGAAGCCUUAGUUGCUCAAGUAACCACAAAUAUAUCACAACAACACAUGGAAGAGUGUCAAUAUGAGGAGAUUCUGAAAGAAAAUACUUAUAUGUUUACACCACACUAUCGGGAAGAGUUGCUGAAUGCCGAGGAGAUACUGGCGGGUGGCGAAUACUAUCCGGAACAUUGUAGAGCCAAGUACAGUACAGCCAUAAUAGUGCCUUACCGGCAGCGAGAGGAGCAGUUGCAUAAGUUUUUAAUUUACAUGCAUAACUACUUGAGACAUCAGGAUAUACACUAUAGAAUAUUUCUAAUAGAACAAUAUGACCAGAAACCCUUUAAUCGGGCUAAACUGUUUAAUAUUGGCUCAAUAAUAGCGGCCGAACAUGAAUUUCCGUGCUUGGUGUUGCAUGAUGUUGAUUUGUUCCCCCUAAACCUGGGUAGUUUAUAUGCCUGCACCGAUUUACCUCGUCACAUGUGUGCUGCCUUAGAUAUGUGGCGUUUUCAUUUACCCUAUCGCGGCCUCUUUGGUGGUGUAGUCUCGAUACGGACCCAACAGUUUCGCACCAUAAAUGGCAUGUCGAAUAUGUAUGAGGGUUGGGGUGGUGAAGAUGAUGAUCUAUUUGAACGUUUAAAGUCACGCCAUAUAGACAUUUGCCGUUUUGCACCACAACUAAAUGAGUACACCAUGCUACGCCAUAAACCUGAAAAGAAAAAUGAGAAUCGCGUGGAACUUUUGCGUUCGGGAGCUUUACGUUUCAACAGCGAUGGUUUGAAUUCGUUAGUGUAUACGGAAAAAGGUAGACGUAUUCAUAGUUUAUUUACUCAUAUUUUAGUACAGACAUAAGUUGAAAUAGGCUGGCGUAAGAGAGAAAGAUUAUGGAAGUAUAGCCAUUUAGUAUUUUUGAAAUUAUUGUUAAUUAGGAGGUUAAUUUUGAGGUGUAGGUUUAAAUAAUGAAAACUAAUUAAGAUUCAAGAACUAGCGAUACAUUUGUGGGGAAUCUGAAGAAAUUUCUUAUUAGAAAUUAUUAUAUUUACUAGGAAAUCUUCAUAGAAUAUGAUCGCUAGCAAUAAAUUUAUUUAAGUUUUGCUUUAACAGCGACCUUUCAACCUCACCAGUUGACCUAAUUUAAAUAUACCUCGUAAGUAUUUUUCUUUUUUUUUACUAUUUUUUGUAAACAUUUUAUAAGCUUAUAAAAACACCACACACACUCUUAACUAGUCUGGUCUGUGCUUCUUUUGUAAAUAGUAAUUUAUUUAUAAACAAGAGAAUUUAUUUUCAAUUUUAUUUUUUAAAACAAGUGUUCAGCUACAGGAUUAAUCAACUCUUCCAAAAUCCUUAGAUAAGCAAACUGAAUACCAUUUAAACAACACUUUUUGUUUGUAGUUAACAAAGAAUUAAUUAAGCUUUAAUAGUAAACGAAACAAAUAAGAAAUUAUUAACAAAUUAGGUAAAUUUUAAAUGACACCAAAACUAAUUAAUACAAGGAAGUAAUAAAAUAAACAAGAAAAAUGUCUGUUUAAAUUGUUUUAAAUUUAAAUAAAGGCAUUGUGCAAAGGAUGUGUGUUUAACUGGCAUCCAUGUUUUAUAGUGAUCAUUUUUAUUAUUAGCAAAGUACAUAAUAGUUUAUUUAAACAAAUAAAAAAAUUAAUAAAUAUUAAAUGAAAAUAAAUUAACAAACAUAAACUUAAUGCAAACGAAGGCAAUAACACAGAAAUAAAUGAAAAAAAUAUACCUAUAUGAAAAAUAAUAACAAAA